AUGGCCAGGAACAAGGCACCGUGUUUUUCUCCGCCGCCGCCGCCGAAACCCUACAGCGGCGACUUUUUAUUCGAGUGCCGCCGAUGCGGUGAAUUUAUCACGGCCAGCCGAUCUGAAUCGCUGCUUGUUUGCUCCGCUUGUAGAUUUGCUCAGAAGGUUGUUUCUUCUCCGCCUCCCGAAGAAAUCAACGAGGUUGUGGAGCAGGAAGAAGACUGCGGUGCUGUUGAGGGAGAAACUUUUACGGACUAUCGGCCUCCUAAAUUAUCUAUCGGUCCUCCUCACCCGGAUCCUGUUGUAGAAACAGCAUCGUUAGCUUCAGUGCAGCCGCCUGAACCCACAUACGAUCUUCAAAUAAGGGAUGACCUAGAAAGGUCGAAAGCAUUGUCGUGCUUGCAGAUUGAGACACUAGUAUAUGCUUCUCAGAAACACCUUCAGCACCUUCCAGAUGGGACUAGGGCAGGAUUUUUUUUAGGUGAUGGAGCAGGUGUUGGAAAAGGUCGAACAAUGGCAGGAUUGAUCAUGGAAAACUGGCAGCAAGGGAGGAAGAAAGCUUUGUGGAUUUCUGUUGGUUCAGACCUGAAAUUUGAUGCAAGGAGAGACUUGGAUGAUGUUGGUGCUCCGUAUAUUAAAGUGCAUCCACUAAACAAGCUCCCCUAUUCGAAGCUUAAUUCGAAGGCAGUUGGGGUGCAAGAAGGAGUUAUUUUCCUCACUUACAGCACCCUCGUAGCCUCUUCUAAAAAUGGGAAUUCUCGCUUGAAUCAGCUAAUACGAUGGUGUGGGCAAGGUUAUGACGGCCUUAUUGUGUUCGAUGAGUGCCAUAAGGCAAAGAACUUGGCACCUGAAGCCGGAGGGAAGCCAACACUCACAGGCAAAGCAGUUCUUAACAUUCAGGCCUGCCUUCCUGAGGCCCGGGUUGUUUAUUGCUCAGCUACUGGUGCUUCAGAGCUACGCAAUAUGGCCUACAUGACUAGACUUGGUCUUUGGGGAAAGAGAACAUCUUUUGUGGACUUCCAUGAUUUUCAAGGAUCACUGGAAAAAGGGGGUGUUGGAGCUUUAGAACUAGUUGCCAUGGACUUGAAAGCAAGGGGGAUGUAUCUAUGCCGUACUUUGAGUUACAAAGGGGCAGAAUUUGAUGUGGUUGAAGUUCCACUAGAGGACGACAUGAUGGAUAUGUACAAUAGAGCUGCAGAGUUUUGGGCUGACUUAAGAGUAAAAUUGAUGUCUGAAGUUACUUUGUACAACGAUAAGCCUGAAUCUGAUCGCAUAUGGCGCACAUACUGGGCAAGCCAUCAGCGUUUCUUUAAACACAUGUGUGUGUCGGCAAAGGUGCCCGCUUUGGUAAAACUAUGUCUUCAAGCCUUAUCUGAAGAUAAGUGCAUCGUCAUUGGGCUCCAAAGCACUGGUGAAGCCAGAACAGAAGAAGCUGUGGCAAAAUAUGUGAGUGACGAGCUGGCUGAUUUCAUUUCAGGAGCUCGUGAACUAUUGCAAAAGUUUGUUGAACAAAAUUUUCCAAUGAUCCCUAAACCUGUAUCUUUGUCAGAUGAGAACGGGGUAAAGGAGUUGCGUCAAAAGAAACGCUCGGCGGCAACUGGUGUUUCCUAUAAAGGAAGGGCAAGGAAAGCGGCCAAAUUGCAAGCUGAAAUUGAUGCCGCAACUGAAAUUUGCUCGGUAAACGCAGCUGAAUCUGAGUCGGAGUUUACGGAAUCUGAUGAUGAAUUUCAGAUCUGGGAGAUGUGCAAUUCUGAAACGAAAAGGGAAGAAUUGCUCCAGUGUUCAUGUUGCAAGCAGAUCAAGCAUCCUGCAUGUUUUGUACCACCUGAGGAAGGUGCGGUUUCUGCAGAUUGGACUUGCGUUCCAUGCAAUAAAUAUCUACGAGAUGUAGAUUGGUACAAUAAAGCAGCAGAGCGCAUGUCGCAGAUUUUGCGUGAUGUUCAUUCUUUGGAUCUUCCCAACAAUCCACUAGAUGAAAUUAUUUAUAAGCUUGGAGGUCCUGAUAAGGUUGCAGAAAUUACAGGAAGGCAUCGCAGGGUCAUCAAGGCAUCCGACGGAAAUGUCAAAUAUGAGCCACGAAACAGAAAGGGUGUGCCCAUGGAAAUGGUCAACAUGAAUGAAAAGCAAUCAUUCAUGGAUGGAAGCAAGUUAAUUGCUAUCAUUUCCGAGGCUGCAUCUGCUGGUGUCUCAUUGCAAGCAGAUAGAAGGGCAUCGAAUCAGAGGAGGAGGGUACAUGUCACCCUAGAAUUACCCUGGGGUGCUGAUCGUGCAAUUCAACAGUUUGGAAGAACUCACCGUUCGAAUCAAACUUCUGCACCAGAGUAUAGGUUACUCUUCAGUAAUCUUGGGGGUGAACGCAGAUUUGCUUCCACUGUGGCAAAGAGGCUUGAAUCUCUGGGGGCUCUUACACAGGGCGACAGACGCGCUGGACCAUCACUUAGCGCUUACAAUUAUGAUAGCGUGUACGGAAAAAGAGCACUGGAAAAUUUUUACCAUAAAAUUGUGAAACAGAGUUCUCUGCCAGUUGCGCCUCUUGGAUGUUCCCUUCAGAAGCCGGAGAGAAUUCAAGAUCUGGUUGUCAAGGGAAAAGCUGCACUUGAAUCUGUUGGAAUAGUCAAAGAUAACACAUAUGUUGGUCAUGAGGACAGGGACAUUCAUGAUGUUAGACGUUUCCUGAAUCGGUUGUUAGGGAUCCAGCCAGAGAUGCAAAACUCGCUUUUUGAGUUAUAUCUGAGUGAAAUUGAUCUCCUAGUUGAGCAAGCCCGAGUUGAAGGUCAUUUUGACUCAGGAAUUGCAAAUAUGAAAGCCAAUACCAUCAGAAUAAAAGGACAGCCUAAGAAAGUUCACAUUGACCAUCUGUCUAAAGCGUCCACUGUUCUAUUUACACUCACGCUGGAUCGAGGAUUCACUUGGGAGGCUGCAUUAACAUUGCUUACUGAGAAGAGAAAAGACAAGUCUCCUGCCUCUAGUAUUGGGUUCUACAAAACUAAAAGGGAAAGCUUAGGAAGAAGGAACUGUCUCUUAGCUUUUGAAGGGUCUUCCAGAAAGUACAGAAUUUUUCGUCCAGCUAUUGGGGAGGCAGUCAGGGAAAUGCCUCUUGCAGAGCUAGAAGCGAAGUAUGAGAAGUUUUCUUCUUUGGAGGAUGCUCAUGCUUGUUGGGAUGAUGAGUAUAUGUUAUCAUUUAAACAGUGCUUGCACGGACCCAGAUGUAAGCAUGGGGAUUAUUGUACCAUUGGCAGAAGAUUACAAGAAGUAAAUGUACUAAGUGGCUUAAUACUUCCUGUCUGGGCAACCGUUCAAAAGAUCCUCGCCAAGCAGAAUCGUGAAAUUGAUAGACGACUCCGCAUUGUGCGUGUUGAGACAACUACAGAUAGCAGGAGAAUAGUUGGAUUACUCAUCCCGAGUGCUGUAGUCAAUUCUCUGCUGGAAGAGUUGCCAUUUCAAGAUAUUGAUGAGUGAAGUGCAAUGAAAUGAAGAUCUCUUUCGUCGAAGGAAAACUAAUCAUAGCCCUCGGAUGAUUCCCUGCUCUGUACUAUUUUGCUUGAAAUAUUUGAACCAGGUUGAGCAUCAUUUGACAUGGAUGACUAAAAGAACCUAAAAUUUGGUGGCUAACUAGGAAAAUGCCUUUUUUAGAGAUAGAAGUCAGAAAGUUGAAAUCUUUGAAGAAGGCUCGUACUUGCUGGGAGAAUGAGUUUCUAACUGGUUAGAAAUACAUCUGAAUCGUAGUUUGUUUUUAGUUUUUACUUGGAUACAUGCCAACAAUCAUGUUAUGGUUCAUUGAUCCCAUUUCACGGGUAAUUGGCUAGCAAUCAUUUUAUUCUCAUACUUUACACAUUUUUACUAUCUUUUUAUUGCAUUGCAUUAUUUUUCCAUCUCUCAUCUCCUAUUCUCCUUGUAUCUCUUUUAAGAUCUUCAGCUCCGUCUUUUAGUGCAUCUUUAGCUGAUCUGUUCCAAAAUCGGAUGCAACCUUUGCUACACAGAUCACUCUCUUUUUAUUCUUGAUUUGAUUUUGCUUUUAAAAUGCAACUUAAAUGAUAGUAUGAGCUGCAAGUCUAGAGGUGGCCAUUCGGGCGGGGCGGGGCGGUUCGGGCCGGUUCAACCGCGGGCCGAACCGUCAGCGGUGAAACCGUAACCGGCACGUCUGAAGUGGCGGUCCGGUCCGUGCCGGGCCGGGAGAACUGAAACCCGGAACCGUGUUAUACGGUUUAUACGGAUUAGACGGGUUGACGGUUCGGGGCGGUUUGGACGGUUAAGUGGUUGACGGUUUGGUUCAGCGACGGUUUCUUCCUUUCACCGGUCUGUUGUUUCUUGUUUGGUAGCUUUUUGGACUUUUGAGUAGUCAUUAGUCAGUGCUUUGUGCUUGUUUUUUUCUUUCAAUUUUAAGUUUAUUUUGUUUUUUCAAAAACAAGCGUAAAUUUUAUUAUUUCUAAAAUUUUAAAAAAAUCGAUAGUAAAAUUGUAUAUGAUAUUAGAUUUGUAAAUUAUUGACGUGAUAGUUCAAAUUAAGAUGAUUUGAGAACAAUUUAUGAAAUAGCUAAUAUUUUCAAAAAAUUAUUAUCGUGUAAACUUAAUUAAUAGGAAAUUGGAAUUAGAGAUUAGAUGAACUGAAAAAAUUUGGGAUACUGAGCUGGGGAUCAAUAAAAUUAAACAUGUUGUCAGUAUUGAAGAUUAAAUAAUUAAGAGUGUCAAUGACUUUGACCUGCGCACAUGCAUUAUGCAGGUAAGUUUUGGUGAACUUCCACGGUUCCGCGGUUCCAUGCUUUCCGGUUCCGCGGGUUUCAGCGGUUUCGGGCCGGUUACGGUUCGGUUCCUUAUUUCUCAACCCGUAUUCGGCACGUGCUCAGUAUCGGUUCAUCCCGGUUUCGAACCGGCCCGUGUUUAAGCGGUUUCGGGCGGUUAAAAACCCGGUUCGGGGCGUGCCGGUUCAGUCGGUUCGGCCCGUUUGGCCACCUCUAGCUGCAACGCAAGCAUACACCCACACUAUGUUUAUUUUUUUGUAUUGAUUAUUUACCAGCAUGUACCUACAACUCAACUUGCAGUGCAUCCACGGUCCCGGCUGUAAGCAAGGUGAUUACUGAACCACUGGUGAAGAUUACAAGAAGUAAAUGUAUUAGGUGCCUGAAUAGUUCCUGUCUGGGAAACUAUAGAAAAGACCCUCGCCAAUCAGGCCCGUGAAGUCAUAGACGAUUCCGUAUUAUGCGCGUAGAGACUACUACGCGUCACCGGAAGAUUGUUGUAAUACUAAUUCCGAAUGAUGUAGAUAAAUAUGUUGAAAGAUUUUUUCUCAAUAUAUGGAUGUAUAUUAUUGUCCAUGAGGCGCAAGCAUUUCUGAGUGUUAUGAAUUUAUAAAUUGCUAAAUUAAAUGUUUUGAUAUCUCAAUAUUUGACUUUGCAUUUA
Daucus carota subsp. sativus is the source of this 5387-nucleotide messenger RNA. Its product is annotated as protein FORGETTER 1. The record is from RefSeq and is a predicted model, not a curated record. Gene Ontology annotation, biological process: regulation of DNA-templated transcription. Gene Ontology annotation, cellular component: nucleus. Lineage: Eukaryota; Viridiplantae; Streptophyta; Magnoliopsida; Apiales; Apiaceae. Bases 1 to 3450 code for a protein of 1149 amino acids. The transcript is spliced from 34 exons. Gene Ontology annotation, molecular function: chromatin DNA binding; histone binding.